Messenger RNA from Gracilinanus agilis (Agile Gracile Mouse Opossum), 957 nucleotides. Its product is annotated as olfactory receptor 11G2-like. NCBI's taxonomy places the organism in Eukaryota, Metazoa, Chordata, Mammalia, Didelphimorphia, Didelphidae. The transcript is spliced from 2 exons. Bases 1 to 957 code for a protein of 318 amino acids. Gene Ontology annotation, molecular function: G protein-coupled receptor activity; olfactory receptor activity. Gene Ontology annotation, cellular component: membrane. Gene Ontology annotation, biological process: G protein-coupled receptor signaling pathway. The record is from RefSeq and is a predicted model, not a curated record.
AUGAAGAGUUUUUUUAAUUCACUGAGGAGAUCAACUGUUAGUCACUUCAUCCUCUUGGGCUUCUCUUCCAGCCGGGAGAUACAGAUGGUCUACUUUGUGGUGUUCUCAAUGACCUAUAUACUAACAUUAAUGGGAAAUUCAGCUAUUAUCUGUGCUGUGCACUGGGAUCGGCACCUCCACACCCCCAUGUACAUCUUCUUGCGGAAUUUUUCCUUCCUGGAGAUCUGUUAUGUCACCACAACUGUUCCCAACAUGCUAUCUAAUUUCCUUUCUGAGACCAAAACCAUCACUUUUGUUGGUUGCUUUGUACAAUUUUAUUUCUUCUUUUCUUUUGGCUGUGAUGAAGGUUUCUAUCUUUGCAUCAUGGCAUUUGACAGGUACCUCGCUAUCUGUCGUCCACUGCAUUAUCCAACCAUCAUGACUACACAUCUCUGCACUGGUUUGGUGAUCUUUGGCUGGUCAGGUGGAUUUAUCCUCUUUGUAAUACCAGUUGUCCUCAUCUCACAGUUGUUCUAUUGUGGCCCAAACAUUAUUAAUCACUUCAUAUGUGAUCCUGUCCCAUUGAUGGCCCUUUCAUGUUCCAAAGCCCAUAUCACAAAACUCAUUUACUCUACUUUCAAUUCUAUCUUUAUGGUUGGUACCUUUAUAUUUGUCCUCAUCUCCUAUGCCUUAGUCAUUUUUUCUGUACUGCGGAUUCCCUCUGCUGCUGGCAAGCGUAAAGCCUUCUCCACGUGUGCUUCACAUCUAGCGAUAGUAAUCUUAUUCUUUGGUUCUGUUAUGACUAUGUAUGUGGGACCGGGAUCAGAGCAGCCAGUAGAAUUCCAGAAAGUUAUGACACUGUUUUAUUCAGUUAUCACUCCACUAUUCAACCCCUUGAUCUAUAGCCUCCGAAACAAGGAUAUGAAGGCUGCUCUGAGGAAAGUUCUGGUAGCCACUAAGACUUCUCGCAAGACAUGA